UAGAAAGUUUGGAAUGUGUUUUUGUUAAAGCUGCUGCAUGUAGGGGCCUGAAAACAGUGCUGGCAGCAUCGUGCUGUUGGCAGUCUCUGCUGGCACCAGUUUCUUCCCCAGCCCUGAGUCUGACACUUUGCACCUGGGAGGAGGAGGGACCGCUCUGGCUGAGGGUCAGCUCCAUCAGCACCCAGUUUGUUUUGUGUCCCGGUACAGCGUGUGCUGACGCAUGGAUCCCAUGGCAGGGGGAGGUCAGAGCUGGGAACUGUUCCUCCCACCCAAGGCCGAGGACAACCACUCGGUUCAUAAAAGGGUCAUUCAUUCAUUUGUAGGGAAAUGGUAGCGUACAGAAAGAGCAUCGUAACAGAGGUGAGGGGGUGGGUUGGGUUUUCUUGUGAUAUGCACCACCAGCAUGCUUGAUAUCGUUAUUUAAGGCGCACACUGUGGGUGCCCAUCCCAUGGCCUCAAGCUUGCAUAGCUCUGCAGACAGACCUUGCCCACCCCAGAGAGCCUGGGCUGUCCUAUGGAUGCCCAGCAAAGUGACCAACUGAUGGCUUUCCAUCCUCUUUGUGAGAUCCAGCCCAUCUCCUGCUCCUCGGGCACUGUGAGGAGGCACGGAGUCACCACUUCCCACUGCCACCAACGUGGCUUCUUCCACUGGGGUCCCAAGGAGCCUGUGGGGGGGUCAUGGUGCUGAUGUGGGCAUGGGGCCAGUGGUACCAUCUCCCCAACCCCGGGAGCACGAGCCCUGUGUGGAAGGGGAGGGGAGCAAUGAAUGCACGUGGCUGCGGUGCAGGAAGGAGCAGCGUGCUGAGCACACAGGCAGCCAGGCAGCCCCAAGCUGGGCGCAGGCUGUUCCCAGGGCCUCUGCUACGUGAUUGCUGUUGCUCUCCUGCAAGCUCCCACAUGUCCUGUGAGGCUGUGAGGGCUUCAGAGCCAGGCUGUUUGGCAGGGCUGCUGUGCACCUCCAUAGGUGUGGGCUCAAACCUCCAGGCUAGAAGGAGCAGCUUGUGCUGCAAAGCGAGUCUCCCUGCUCCACACCUGCCUGUUCUUUCCCGGAAUCCUAGCACUGCAUGGUCCAGAUCCAGCCCUGCUCUGCACCCGCUGCCCUCAUUCCAUCAGCUGUGUCACAGAUCAUAAAGGUGUUCCGUGGGGUCUCACUGCUUGGACAUCCUCCCCUAGUUGUCAAGGAGAGACAUCAUCCAGCAGUGACUGCACUGGAGCACGAGCAUCCCUUCCCUCUGCCUUCUGGUGGCACAUGCAUCUGGGUGGGAUGGGAAGGGCUGCAAGCUCAGACUGUCUUAGUCAAUGACACAGUCUCGGGAUUUAUCGGGACAGACGUGGUCCUGCACUGCAGCUUCACCAACCCACUCCCCAAUGUGAAGAUCACGCAGGUCACGUGGCAGAAAGUCACCAACGGCACCAAGCAGAAUGUGGCCAUUUACAACCCUGCCAUGGGGGUCUCCAUCCUCGCACCCUACAAAGAACGGGUGAUCUUCCGGAACCCUUCCUUCAAAGAUGGCACCAUUCAGCUCUCUCGGCUCGAGUUGGAGGAUGAGGGAGUUUACAUCUGCGAGUUUGCCACCUUCCCAACCGGCAACAGGGAAAGUCAACUGAACCUUACAGUGCUGGCCAAACCCACGAAUCGGAUGGAGGGCACCACGCGGCCGCUUAUCGCCAAGUCAGGCAGGACAGAAAAGAUCUUGGUAGCCACUUGCAUCUCCUCCAACGGGAAGCCCCCAAGCACUGUCACCUGGGACACCAAGCUGAAAGGGGAAGCAGAAUUUCAGGAGAUCCGGAAUAGCAAUGGCACCAUCACGGUGAUCAGCCGGUACCGCUUGGUGCCGAGCCGCGAAGCCCAUCGGCAGCAGCUCAUGUGUGUGGUCAACUACCAGCUGGACCGCUUCACAGACAGCAUCACCCUCAACGUGCAGUAUGAGCCAGAAGUCACCAUCGAGGGCUUCGAUGGCAACUGGUUCCUCAAUCGGAAAGAUGUCAAGCUGAUAUGCAAGUCUGAUGCCAACCCCCCAGCUCACACCUACGAAUGGAAGCUGCCAAACGGGACUCUGCCAGGGAGUGUGGAAAUCCAGAACAACACCAUCUAUUUCAAGGGCCCCAUCUCCUACAGCGUGGCUGGCACCUACAUCUGUGAGGCUUCCAAUGCCAUCGGCACGCGGUCGGGCUUGGUGGAAGUCAAUGUCACAGACAAGCCACUACCUCAGGGCGCCCUGGGAGGCAUCAUUGGCAUCGUGGGAGGUGUCAUCGCUGCAGCUCUCAUCCUUGGUGUGGCUGUCACCGUCUUCAUUGUCUACAGGAGGCAACAGAAGGACCGCACAGAGGCAGACCAUGACCUCAUUGACUUGCCUCCCUCCCACAAACCUGCCCCUCCGCCGAAGAGGAAGCAGGAGUUGAAAAGCCACCUGACUACUGAAGACAUCCAGGUUGUUCACUUGGACAACAUGAAGCAUGAGGAAGAGCUCCAGAAGCUCCCCCUGCAGCCCCCAUACUACGACAUGGCAGCCAGUGAGCCCUCUGCCUACACCGACAAGCUGAACUUUGGAAAGUGUCACUCAGAGAUACCGAAUGCGAGUGAUUACCUGACCCGCUGCUACUCACAUGACGGUCGCUAUCUGCAGAAGAUCCCCCACGUUUACGCCCCGCUGUCAGACCUCCCACAAGAUCUCUAUCCUCACCACCCCGACAUCUCCUUCUGCUGCCCUCCUCCCGGCUCCCGGGCUCCGUACAUCUGUCCUAAGGAACAGUAUGUUUAAACAUCAGCACAGAGAAACGAAGACGCUCAUGGUUUUCACUCCCCCCGACCCCAUCACUCAACAACCAAGGCCUUUUAAACCCCCUCUUUGCCAUUUGCUUAUUUAUUGAUUUAUAGGUAUUUUUUAAUUUGGGUGCAAUUGUAAGUGACUUGGUUAGGUUAAGCGUCUGCCUGGCUUCUUCACGCCCAAGGGAACACUCUGCCUUCGCCCACAUCUCAUCCCAUCCCUGAGACUCUCUUUCCUCGUGCUGGCCCUCCUGUACCAAGCUGGCUAUGUGCGUGCAUGUGUAUGUGGGUGGCAGCUGCCCUGCGUUGGAUGGGAUGUGCCCAACCCCAGAUUAAAUGUCCGUAGGUUCCCAUCUCCACAGUUUGCACCAGAGUAGCCAGGUGUGGAUUCUUCACGACCCCUUUGGAGAAAAUGGUUUUCCCCAUUGGCAGAUAGGAGACCCCUGUUGCAAAGAGAUAACCAACCAAGAUUACUGAACCAAAUAAUAAGAUGCUUCUAAAGAAAGAUGCUCAAAACCAACCCAAAGGAGAAGGAAGGGCUUGGUUUAGGGAUUGUGUAUGUCCUUCUUCUCUCCUACUCCCACUUCCAAUUGCUUGGAUUGGCUCUUUUUAACCCAAAUGGCACUGGCAUGUAUUCAAAGCAAAGGCAUCAGAGAAAGUAUUCUUUGAAUAACCUUCUUAUAACCUGAAACCCAGAGGGGGAAAAAUUUGAAAGGAAAACGAUAUAUCUCAUUUUCCUUUUCAGAGCCUAGUGUAACCCCCCACUAGCUUUUCUCCCUCUUCUCCUUGCAUUUGUUGAUUGGAAUUUCAAAAUGAACUCAGGCAGAAUAUGAAGAAAAAAAAUCACGAUUUCAGGUAAUCUUCUUACUCUUAAUGAAGGAUAAAAGCCAACAGAGGAAUCUGGCCUUUUAACCUUUUUUAAAGCAUCUUAGUUUGGGGACUAUUUAUUUUUUCUAAUAUUUGGAAUGUGUGUGGGUAUGUAAAUCCAAACGUGUACAUUCCUGCAACCAUGAAGUGUUUUAGAGAAGGGAAUUUAUCUCCACAUCACAUUUGUGUUCACUUGUAUUAGAGGACAAAUAAAUAUAGAGAUACACUUAUAUGUAUAUAAAAGCAAAGAAGAGGAGAAAAAGGAAUGAAAACCUCACAAGAGAGCUUGGUUUUGAGGAUAACCUUCACCUGUUUCACCCAGCUGUGGCAGAGAAGAGGUGAGGCUGGGACAGCUGAGAACAAAGUGUGUGCCCUCUUGGGGAAUGGGCAUUUGCUUUCCUUUGUCCCGGGUUGGGGAUUGGACAUUCUGCAGACAGCAUCACUCCAGACACCAGGAGGAUGUCAGAGUCAAGAGUGGGGGGAGUGGAAGGAAUCACACCACCACCCUGCUGCCCAGGCACCAAACUGAGCUCCAGUGCCACUUCCACCACUGAGCAGCCCACCCCACGCCCAGCUCACUGCAGGGUGAGGGUGCUGACCUGGAUGCUGUCCUGGGAGCUGCCCAAGCACUCUGGAACCUCUUUAUUUUUGUAUAUCCAAAUUUAAGCAGCUGUAGUUGUUCUAUGCACUUUCUUUGUUCCCAUCACCUCGAGCAGCCAUGGGACUCACCCUGCUUGUCCUCCUUUCUGCACAGAGAAGCACAGCCUUGCCGAGUCCCUGCAGGCAUAGAUGAGAAAUGGAUGGGGAGGUGGCUGAGGGUCAUGCCUGGGUGGCAGGCAGGGUGCAGGCAGAAGGAUGCUGAUGCCUUUUCCAGCUGAAAUAGGCAAUGCCUGCACAGCACAGCAGCUUCUCUGUGCUCCAGUGCCUGCGGUUCUCCCAUGCCCAGAGGGUCAGGAACUGUAGGACAUCGCCUUAGAGUAUGAGGUGCAACUUUUCCAAUGCCACCCUGUCGGUCUUGACUGAUUGAGGCCUUUUUGGAGUCGUUUGGACUCCUAUUUCAGUCUCCAGAGAACUCAGCCAAGCACAUCCCUACACCAACGGACCUGAGUGCUUCAGAUAACGUGUUUUUCUCCCUUUUGUUUUCUUCUCAACACACCUUGGAGCACUUUCUGUCUACCACCAAGCUAGAACCAGGUGUGCUCUGAGCUGAAGCCAUGGCAGCACAUCCAGCCCAGCAGGGGCGACCAUGCUUUGGACUCUGCCAAGUCUGCUUUUGGUCAUCCUGUUAAGAAAAAUGGAGCGGUGCUGGAAAACCCUGGGGUCUGUGAUGUCCUGGAGCCAACCCAGCAUCACUGCUGAGAGAAAAACCUUCCACAUUUCCCUGUCUGCAUGCCUGUAAUAGCAGGAUGCUGCCUGCACAGCAGCAAUUAAGGUAGAUUUGAUUGGGAGCCUUCAUCUGCUGCAGUUUCAGCCGGAUCUAAACAUUUAAAUGGGAAGUGGAAUACAGUCAGGUCUUCAGGUGAAUUAGGAAAAAAAGCUAGGGGAAAUGGCUGUUUGCCAGACAGCAUUUUGCAAGUGGCUUCCUCUGCUGCUGGUGGCUGGAGGACGGUGCUUUGAGGAGGAGGGGGAAGCAGAGGCACAGAUUGCAGCAUUACACAGAGCCCGUGUGCGCCUUUGAAUUGGAACUGCCCACAGAUGGCAGCCACAAAGGGUUUUACUGUGCUUUUCAGCAAAGCAACAGGAUUUCGGUCCUCCUCAGGAAGGGGAAAAGAGAGAAAAGCCUAAAUUCAAUGUAGCCUCUCGACAGUACAAACGUUAAGCCUAGGGAUGCCUUGGUUCUCUUUGCCUCUUAAUGUUCUCUCUUCUCCUUAAGAAAUGCAUUGGUCUCAAAGAAUAGCAAAAAGAAAGUCUGUGCACACCACCGAAUUGUGGAAAGAGGCAAAACCCCACCUGAAGAAAGAGACAGAGCACUAUUCGAGCCAUUUGUUUUGGUUUUACAAAGCCACACUUAGCAAUGCUCUAAUGCUCCAAGCCCUCCCUCCCUUCCCACGUGGUUGCACGACGUUUGCCAAAUGGCCACUUCCAAACUUUGCUGGACCUGAUGCCAAGGGCUGAACACUGGCUUUGCUCCAUGCUAAGGCUGCCCACGCUGACCUUGCAGGAGCACAAAGCCAGCAGUGCUGAUGGGAGGCGUUCCCCUCUUGCCACGGCGUGUGCUGAUUUGCAAAGAUACUGCUCUGGGAACAGAAACGUUGCUGGGUGGAUGGCUGAACAAGUUGAGCAGGAAACUGGUUGGGUUUGUGCUAGCAGCGUGCAUUGGGGAGUUGGGUGUUAUUCCCCACGUGAGACAUGAAGCCAUUCCUCCUGUUGCUUUGUACUGGGGUGAAAUGUGGCAAUUUCUGUUCCAUGCGCCGGUGGCAUUGACACAAGAGCUCUUGCAGAUGGAAACGACUGAUCACAGAACUUAAAUAAAAGUGAACU
Molecule: messenger RNA, 6115 nt
Organism: Phasianus colchicus (ring-necked pheasant)
Lineage: Eukaryota; Metazoa; Chordata; Aves; Galliformes; Phasianidae
Source: RefSeq, a predicted model, not a curated record